Amphiprion ocellaris (clown anemonefish) is the source of this 8571-nucleotide messenger RNA. RefSeq names its product leucine rich repeat containing 3B (gene lrrc3b). Lineage: Eukaryota; Metazoa; Chordata; Actinopteri; Pomacentridae. The transcript has 3 exons. Bases 466 to 1248 code for a protein of 260 amino acids. Gene Ontology annotation, molecular function: protein binding. The record is from RefSeq and is a predicted model, not a curated record.
CCUCCCAUUCACUCCUGUGCAGGGUUUCAGACUGAAAGGUAAAAGAUGCGAAUUCACACUGCGACUUGUAGACAGUGAGCGGACAGUAGAGCAGGAGGCUGCUGUCUCUGUCUGAGCUGCUUCAUGUGUUGAGGACAGCUUCACUCCACUGCAUCUGACUGUCUGCAGGAAGCCGGAGAACCUGGAGAAAACCCACGCAUGCACAGGGAGAACAUAUAAACUCCAUGCAGAAAGAUCCCAGGAUGGCCGGGACGCAAACCAGGGAUCUUCUAGCUGCAAGGUGAAGUGCUAACCACUAAGCCACUGUGCAGCCCCUGAGGCUACAACACAGCAUGAUAACAUCCAUUCACACUCCAGUAUCUCCAGUGGGCGGAUUGUGAAGACCAGUUGCCACUAUGCGAUGUGUGUAAGGGACCAGCGGUGGUGUUGUGGCCCCAGGCGGGAUGCUGCUGACAGCUGGUCAGUAUGACUCUGCUGGACUUGUGGCUGUCGCGCUCCAUCCCCAUGUGCCUGCUCCUUCAGAGCCUUGUUCUCAUGGCCCUGUGCUUCCCUUCGGCCAGCAUGUGUCCAAAGGGCUGCAUGUGCCAACGCGACCCCCACCUCCACGGCCUCAAUGUUACCUGCAGUCAGUCCCGCCUCAAAGAGAUCCCUCCCAGCCUUCCGGUAGACACCAUCCUGCUGAGGCUGGACCACAACCAGAUAGGGGCCGUCCCCGAUCAAGCCUUCCAUGGACUCAGGCUUUUGAGGGAGCUCAACCUCUCUUACAACGCAGUGGAAACUUUAGGGGAAGGCGCCUUCAGUGGCAUAGAGGGGACUUUACAGGUACUGGAUCUCUCCCACAACCGCAUCACUAGCGUACAUAAGGAUGCCUUCGCACGGCUGAAGGCCCGCAUCAUUGUGGAUGACAACCCCUGGCAUUGUGACUGUGCCCUACAGCAGGCCAUCGGAGGAAUGGCUCACAACCACGAGGCUGCUGCCCGGGUUCUCUGCAGGAGCUCAGAGCUCCGUGAUCAGGAGGGACGACCCUUUUUGGCCGUGGAUGCUGACCUCUGUAACCUAGCCAAAAGGACCACAGACUAUGCUAUGCUGGUGACCAUGUUCGGAUGGUUUGCCAUGGUCAUUUCUUACGUAGUGUAUUAUGUACGUCAGAACCAGGAGGACGCCCGGCGUCACCUGGAGUACCUCAAGUCUCUGCCCAGCAAGCCCAAGAAACCUGACGAGGCUGAUGACAUAAGCACUGUUGUCUGACAGCAGUGUCGUCAGGACUGUGUCCACCACAAACAUAAUGAACACCAAAAUGUUUAUGUAACAGGACCCACAUUUCUAGUGUUUACUAUUUAGAACUUUUAGGUGAUGUGAGCAUCAAAAUGUUUGUAUUUUGAAAACUUUGUUGUAUGUCUUUAUCAGGGUUUGUUCAUGGCUGAUCUGAGAUGAGAUGAGGACGGAGGCCACACCAACGUCGUCUUUUCUACAAAAGAAAUACUUGCAGAGUUUUAAAAAUUUGAAUCUCAGGUUUAAAUAUUGACAUGGUAAUGGUUUUUUAAAUGACAAUUUGGAAUAUCAGAGAAAAAAAAUAUUUAUAAGACAUGACAUCCGACAGCACCCUUUUUGGAAAUCUCAAAGCCCACAAUGAGAUGUAUAUAUAAUAAUUUUUAUGAACACUUGCUAAACAAAUGUUUUGAAUUUUACAUGCCCCAUAAAGUCAAAUUUAAAAUAUAUAUCUAAAUUAAGAGUUUCUGCAGAGAAAUUCCAUAUUUCUGAAUCCAUGGCAUGCUAAUGGAGACUGUUUGAUCCAUACAUAGUGUGAUGUUGCUAUGGCGUGCAGAUAUGGGAUAUAAAAUAGUCUUAUCUUUGAGCUUGCCUUGGACUGUGGUGCUCUGUUAGAUGCAGACUGCUUUCAGAACACUGUCAGGUAGACAAGAUUUCACUGAAACAAAUUUAGUAAACCGUCUUUCAUCUGGCUAUGUAGAACACUGGAUUCUAUGGAGGCCCACUUCUGCCCAGAAAAAGCCGAAAACAAACAAAAAAGAUUUUGUAAAACUAGGUCAAAAUCAUUUUUACUUUGGUUUAUUUUGGAAUUUUGGCUCAGUAAAAUACAAUUUUAACCAACCAGUAGUAUUAUUAUAUUGGACAUUUGCGUCAUUUAUGUCAUUGUUUUUUUGGCCAGGCAGUAAUGCCAUUUUUGUCCCAUUUUGAUUGGCCAGAUGUAUUUAUUUGGAUAACAUACUAGAUAACUCUCAUGUAGCAUCCCCACUGGUGUUUUCAAUGAGUUCAAUUUUCACCGAUGAAUCACUGGCUAUUUUAUGUCUCACUAGGCUACAGGUUAUUCCAGUUGCUGUACAUUAAAUAAUAUACUGCUCUAAAAUUUGUUACAAAAAACAAACAAGCAGAAAAAUAAAACAUCACUUUUUAAGUAGGAUAAUCCACUCUAUCCUGUGCUGACCCACUACCUGAUGGCAAGUUUUUGUUAAAAAAUAAAUAAAUAAAAAGAUAGGGCAGCCUAUUGUGAUCUCCAUUCCAGAAAUAGCUGCACAUUUAGUUGUUAUUACUUAUAUCAGAUAACUUUGUUUUGACAAGAAACAUUUGCUAUUGUAAUGACAUAUCACAUAGACAAAACUUACGUAGUUUUAAAACAUUUCUUGAAAACAAAAAAACUUCAAUACUAUAAUCAUAUAUAAACAUAGCACAUUCAACUUCCAUAUUAUGCUACGAAAUAAAGAUGUUAAUUCCUGAAAAGAAGACAUGGUAGCAGAAGUUGCUUCAUUCGUAUGUACUACAGUAAUGUACAGCUACACAAGCAGCCAUGACAUCUUGAUCAUAGUUAGUUCUUUACUAAAGUGCACCUCUCCAACUGCAAAAGUCCACAUGGAAGAAGCUCUGGAUGGUUUAAAAUGUUUGUUUGCUCAACUGUAUCACCUUCAGUUAGCAUGUACUCAAAAGCAUUUGGGCUUUAUAAACAGUACAAUUGAUUAGAGAGAUGUUUUUGCACAGAGUUUUGCCUCACAAGCAACAUAAGCUACUUUACCUUCAUUGAGGAGGUUGUUGGAGCUCUAUCCAACAUGUAAGAAAAACUGCAAACAUUUUUCAGGUUUUAACAACUCCAUCCAGUUCCUUCACAUUUGCAGGUAAAGACAUGUCUUAGUUGUUAUUAUUUAAUUUAUUUUAUUUAAUUAUUGAAAUGAUGCGACAGCUGAUGGCCAUUCAAAGAUAGUGCAUUUGUUGUAUAACCCAUGCUUGUACAACAGUAAUAUUUUUUUUUUAAAUCUAUGAUUGAUUACUGGGAUAUUCCAUUGAAAUGCAACAAAUUAAUGUGGCCUUUUUGGUAAACUCACUUAAUUCUGAAAAGCUUAAUAAGCAGUUUUACACACCACUUAUGAAAUCAAAUCUAUGCCCUUUUAUGAAAUAAAAUAGAAAUUACUUAAUAAUUUAGUGUGUAGUAAUAACAGGAAUUAUAACACGAAAGUGUCUUGUUAUAACGGUCUCAACUAAGAGACUGAGAAAAUCAUUUUGUCAUGGUAUCAGCAAUGUGCUGGCUGCCAGUCCAAACUGCACAGGUCAGACUGUGAGUCACUACUUCACAGCUCAUCAUCCAUAAACACAACAAGAUCUUUAUGUGUUAUUGUAGAAUAAAGAUGAACAUGGUCAUUGUCUGUGAAAGGCUGUCCUGGCAAAACGUCAAAUAACCACCUGUCUAUAAUUCUGUCGAAGAAAACUUUUACAACAUAUAAAAAUUAUUGUUUAUUUAGACAAAAGUGCAAUGACAAACUCUUUAGACAACCACUAAAUUAAUGUUGAAUUCAUCAGAUGUAGACUUGCUUUAUGCGCUUUGUAAUCACUUCACAUAUACCCAUAGACUCAACCCUAUAAUAAACAUCCACACAGGUCACAUGUUUUCAAUAUAUGCUUGUGUUUCGGCUACUUUGGAGUCAUUAAACUCCUAUAAAACAGUGUCUGUCAUACAAUGCAGUAUUCCACAUAUUCACGUAGGAAGCAAUCUGUAGUGUUUUACCAUCACUUUACCAUUGGUACAGCAUUUUGGGAUUCCCCAAUCUGUCUUUAUGGUUACACCAGUCCUUCCAAAGCACAGCUGAAGAGCAUAAACUGCCAUUCUACUGUGUCAACAUGUGUUCACUUCUAUAGUACAGUUUAAAUCGUGUAUCAGUCUCAUUGAAGUCCAUAACUUGGCAUCAGAUCGUAAAUAAUGCUCUGCAAAAUUUAUAUUCAUGUCCUGUUCAUAAGCAGUUUUAUUUGUUUCGAGGUAAACACUGAAAACUAACUGCUUCAUCAGAACUUGUGGAGAUUAGAUUUAACUGAUGGUGAUCAAACAACUCAGCAACUGUUAUCAGAUUCUGAUUUAAAUGUUGAUAAAUCCUGACUGGACACCCCAUCACAUGUACAAAAAAGCUGAUUGGAAAAAUAAGUUUUCACUGCCUUGGAAUGCAGCAAGUGCAGCUGUAUCCAACCAUUUCUGUUACUUUACAAAACCAAUAAGCCGACCUUCACACUCACCUCACGCUAUGAUUAGCAUGUGGUGGGUGUGAAUGUUGGUAUGAGUGUCUUCCUGGAGAGAGCGUCUGAAAAUGUGGACUUUUAUCCCCAUUUUUUAGUGAUGUUGCAUCUCACCGCUUUCUAUGUUGGCUGGCUUUUCAUCCACCCAUCAUCCGAAGGUGGUCAUUCAAACCAAUUUUACACUUUUGACUUCCGAUGUGUUUGGAGGACACAUUGCACAAACCAUUCCCAUUCUCAUUAAAUUUGGCCCUUUCUUGGCCUUUUCAGAUAUUUGAAGGAUACAACCAGUGUAUUCUGACUCUUUUCAGAAUGUCACCCACCAAGCACAAGCAUAUUUGUUACAGGAAACAGAAUAAAUUUCAUUUUUUAUAAAUUCAGUUUGAUUUCUAGGAUAAUUAUGCCUCAAAUGGUGAACUGCAAGAAAAUGGUGUCCAAUAUAUCCACUGGUUCUGAAUAUAAAUGUGAAGGAAGCUACAGCAUAUCCUUGGUAAUAGACUGUAUUUGAUGAAGACCCUGAAUGUUAGAGGGUACAAGAUAAGUAGAUAUUUAAUAACAUUUUAAAAGGGAUCACGAAAUUGAACCUAGAGUGAGCGAGUUUUGACCCUGGGACAAAAAUCCAAUUACUUGCCUUUUCCAGAGGUUUUGAUUUUAUCACAAUCUUCAUUGAUGGAUGGAGUUUGUUCAUUUGUCUUGGAGUUGGCUUAAUUGUUGUCGCAUUACCUGAGUAUGGAACUUUGAUCGUGUGACAACAGCUUUUUCUCCUGGUACUUUUGGGAAAAAAGUCAACCCAACAUAAGACCAGGAUGCACAGUGCUAGAUAAUGUGGACCACUAGAAGAAGUCCAAUGGGAUUUAUCAGAGUUCCGGGGAUUUCACGCUUGGAACAAACAAUUCCACACUUUAAGAUCUCUGCUUGGCACAGCCUGAUGAAAGAACUCCUGUGUAUAUAAUAACCCAAACUUAACUAUUACUACAGUUAAACAGCAAAAACCCAGGACACAAGACUGAAUCACCAGUAAGUUUACAAAUUCGCUGUCAGUGCACCCAAAAUAAAACUGAUCACAUCACUGUCUGUGAAGACACCAGAUACAAUUUUAAAUUAUCAGUGCACAUCAUUCACAUACAUAUUAGUCAGUAAGGAAUGUCAUCUACUUUCUAUGAGGUGCGUUAUCCAGUCUGAUCACUGAUAAACAGAAAGUAACCCUGAUAACAUUGGCGACCUCCGUGGUCUUGAGAGUGGGUACAUGUAAAAUUUGGUGGGGAACUUACAUGCACUGAACAAAAUGGAGCUUUGUCACAUCUGAUAAAUGCCUCAACAGUGUGUAUUUAGCCCAAACCACAAUCUUUUUAUAAACCUAUCCAAGUAGUUUGGUGCCCAAACCUAACCAAACACAGUGAGUAAAAGUGAAAGUAAAAACAACAAUCAAACAAGAAGACAAAAAAUCUCCUGAAUGAAAGUCUGACUUACCCCUCCUCCAUUCCCUCUAGUUUUUAAGUGUGGACUUUUGUCCCUAUUUGUAAGACCUAAAUCGUGGCUACACCUCCAUCAAAUCAGGUAAUUACAGAACACUAUUAAAUGGGAUGGUAACAGCUACUGAGCUACUGAAAAGUGGUGGGGUUCCUGCCUGUCCAUAAAUUUGGGAAUGAGGUACCUUGAUAACGCUGUUGAAUGUAUGAUGACAUCCAAAUCAGGUGGUGAAGACAUUGGAGUCAUUGACCAGUAAUCAGAAAACAGCUGAAGAGAGCAAAGGAUCUGGUACUAAAGACCAUCUUUCAACUAACCUGUUGCCCUGUAAAUGAUGGUCAAUUCCACACCUCAUGAUUUCUGUCCAGUGCCAAUGGCAAGUGUUACUGUAGGAAGCAGUAUGCCCUUUAUGGAAACGAGACAAGAAGUAAAGGUUAGGUUUGGUUAGUGGAAGGACUUGACCCCCAACCCUAACCAUUUACAGAAUAAGAAUAAUAUUUGUCUUUUUAUUAAUCCUUACCAUGAGUAUUAUCUAACUUUAACCAAGUGCUUAAGUCCUUCAAUCCUAAUGAUCCAUUAAUUAUAGUUUCCUUCUUUUCCCCAUGAUAACUGUCUCAUAGUUUCCAUGCACAGAGUGUAGUAAGUAAGAGCACCAGGUUUUGCAGAAUUGCCCUCAUAUAUUACUAAACUUACUUAGGUUAUGUGAUGAAAACUAAAAUUUCUCCGUGACAACUGAACAAAUUCCAGCAGAUAAUGACUGUAUAGUAUAACUGAAUGCUGUGGAAUAAGCAGUCAAAAAGCCUACUAUUCUCAAAUCAGGGGUUUGUGGUUCUGGUUUUCUGUGGACAGGCUAUGUCUGUGUUGUACUGUGCAUUUGUUCCUUCCAUUUCCACAUUUAUUCCUGAUGUCUUUAGCCAGCUGUUGUCAAUCAGACCCAGUCUUUGUAUAUCUGUACUGAGCAGAAGUAAGCACAAGACUAAAUGUCAGUUCAGUCUCUUCUUCUUGUUGGUGUCUGGUGGUAAGUCAGGUCCUUCGGUGUCAAUGCUGUUACUGGUAAUUGUUUGCCUUCACUACAUUUAUUUCUUACUAAUGUCUUUAAAGGAGCCACAGAUGUUUCAGACGUGGGCAGUCAGUAUCAUCUCAGGUCCUGUUCACACCUGACAUCAACAUGUCUCCUCUGUGAUCCCGUCACAUGUGGACAGUUUUUGGUACAGGAGUGAAUGCACUUAAGAAAUAUUGAGGUACAUUGAGAUCAGAUCACUGGACCAAAAUCCAGAAGUGGUCUGAACCACAGAUGGCAAAAUAAUUUUCACAGCGUGUCCUCGGCCACAUUGAAGGACCGCCUACUCAACGGAUGUCCUCUGCACCAAUGCCAUUCUAUUAAAGUGCAACAACAAGUCCACACUGAUAUGUUACAAGUACAUUAUGUCAGACAUCUUUGCUAUUUGUUUGUCUGGAACAUACUAAUAAAUAGACCCAGUCUGUGUUGUUUUUACAUCUAGCUUUCUUUCUGUGGUUAAAAACAACAAAGCAUUUGGUUUUUGCAAACAGAAAUUAUGUAUAAACCUGUUGCAUAUAGAGCGAGGAAAUGAGAUCCAAUCAGAAAUGGUCACUUAAGAUGCAUUCUAAUGCCAAUGUGGACUGAUGUACUUGGAGCCACCCACAUGUUGUCAGAUCACGCAAGACGCAUGGUAAUGUCAGGUGUGAGCAGAGCCUCAGUCAUGACAAAUCAUCUUAAACAACCUAAUUCAAGUCACGGUGGCAAUGCAUGCAUCAUUUCCCUUUAAUAACAAUGUGUAUGAUAAUGUUCCCAGCAGAUGCUGAAGAGAAAAUUGAUGCUGUCUUUUUGCAAAUGGCUUCCUUCUCAUCAGAGCCACUGGAGCUCACUAAAACAUAGGGCCAGAGAAUGCCAAUAAAAGCCAGAUCGAAAGACAAGAUUACUAUGUAAAGGUUCGGGAAAUGACAUUUUCCACAAAAAAAAAAACAGAAUUUAUUAAAAUGAAAUAACAACAAAAAGAACACAUAAUUAAUCACAUUGGAUUCUGGGUGUUGCUGACAUCUUGUGAAUUUUCUUUUCAGUUCAUGUUUUGCUUGUCACAGAAUUUGUACAAUAAUGCUUGUUAGAAUAACAUCUUGGGGGAUAUGCAAUGAGAAUAUAUAGGUAGAGAACACUAGAAUCACAUGUAAAUAGGAACUUUGAUGUUUUGUGAAAUACUUGAAAUCCCUUUAAUUAGUUGUUCUUGAAUGUGCUACACCCCUUAGCCUUGUAUCGUAGAGGCAACCUCAUACUCCUCAUGACAGGAUCAGGAUAGUUUAUAAAAAUGCAUGUACAACGUAAUGAAGCACAGUGUAGCCAAGGACCCGAGAGUAUUUCUAAGUGCCUGAAUACUUCUCUCAGCAUUUUAUUUUUUUAUUUCAGUUCUUUUUCCACCUCUACUCUUUUUUCUGAACUCUCCUACUUUAGGAUUCUCACUGUUUAGUAGAUUUGUUGUUUGUUGUGUGUGAUAGAAUAACUCACACAGUGUUAGCACUGACUAUCAUGGUUGUGUUGUAAUGGCAUGACAUACAGAAAAUGAAAUAAAGGAGGUGUUUAUGAUA